CCUUGACUAGAACACGGAAGUAGGAUUAGAAACGAGUUUGAUUUGGCAAUAAUUUAGUGGAGUAAAAAUAAGACAUACUGACUGAACUAAAUAGGCCACCCAACUCUCAUUCGACUGAAAAUGUCUAAACUACAAUUGUUGCGUUUGUUUUUAAAUGAUCGUUUAACGGCGGCUGCUGUGGAGAUUUUCGGUGCAGUUGAGAAAACGGUGGUGGAGUACCAGGAGGAGAAUGAUCGGCUACGGAGACUGCUGCGGAAUCGAAUCACACCAGAGAUAAAACUAUGUAGAAUAGACUCCCUGCAGUUCUCUGAAGAGGAGGUUCCCCCUGAGCAGCAGCACUGUGAGCAGGAGUGGAGCCCCAGCCUGGGGCAGGAGGACCCAGAGACCACACUGAUUAUAGACGAAGAGGAGGAAGUCAGGACCAGUCAGGAGGAAGAGCAGUUUCAAGGGCUGGAGCCUGAUAUAGAGUUCAUAUUCACUCCUUCCUGUGUGAAAAGUGAAUGUGAUCAGGAGGACCCACUUUGGUCCUUGACUCUUCCCCAAACCCAGACUGUGGAGAACAGAGAGAGUCACUCUAAACCAGUGGAUCUCAAACCUUUUGGCACUGUGACCCACUUAAAGGGUCUCGACAUUCCCUGUGACCUUCCAUAUAAUCGUAACAAUGCCUCCAGCCACAGCUCAGCCGUAAGCAGCGACCUAGUAGGGCUUGACAUCAGACCACCAUUUGAUCCCAACGCACCAAUGGGGGAACCCUGCAUCUGCCCCUUUUGUGGCAAGACCUUCAAACAAAAAGGAAAUCUGUCCAUGCACAUGAAGAUUCACACAGGAGAGAAACCUUUCAACUGUGGUGACUGCGGGAAACGCUUCAAUCGCAAGGAGCACUUAACCAGACAUAUACGCAUUCACAGAGGAGAGAAACCAUUCAGCUGUCAUUUUUGCUGUAAAAGCUUCAAUCAGAAAGGGGACCUAAGGAGACACAUACUGACUCACACAGGGGAGAAACCAUUUAGCUGUGGUGACUGUGGCAAAGGAUUCAUUCGCAAGGAGCAUCUAAUUGCACAUGUACGGACUCACACAGGAGAAGUGUCGGUGUCAAGCAGAAUCUAACCAUGCAGAAACUGGUAAAUAGAUCUCUGAUGGAUUUACUGUCGUUAAAACAUUGUAUGUAAAUAAAGUUUGAUUUGAUUUGAA
Molecule: messenger RNA, 1191 nt
Organism: Oncorhynchus kisutch (coho salmon)
Lineage: Eukaryota; Metazoa; Chordata; Actinopteri; Salmoniformes; Salmonidae
Product: zinc finger protein 287-like
Exons: 2
Coding region: 121-1107 (328 amino acids)
Biological process (GO): regulation of transcription by RNA polymerase II
Molecular function (GO): RNA polymerase II cis-regulatory region sequence-specific DNA binding; DNA-binding transcription factor activity, RNA polymerase II-specific
Source: RefSeq, a predicted model, not a curated record